Diabrotica virgifera virgifera (western corn rootworm) is the source of this 1878-nucleotide messenger RNA. RefSeq lists its product as uncharacterized. Gene Ontology annotation, molecular function: aspartic-type endopeptidase activity. Gene Ontology annotation, biological process: proteolysis. The record is from RefSeq and is a predicted model, not a curated record. The coding region runs from base 1 to 1878 and encodes 625 amino acids. The transcript has a single exon. NCBI's taxonomy places the organism in Eukaryota, Metazoa, Arthropoda, Insecta, Coleoptera, Chrysomelidae.
AUGGUCGAAAAGGCUUCCGAGGCAGAAUUAAUCAGUGAGAUGGAGGCAAAGGAUAGAUACAGCACACGCUACUAUGAACUGAAGUACAAAUGCGAAGACAGACCCAGUUUAGUAAGUUCAGAGUCAUCAAUAAAAGGUAAGCGCAGUUUUAAAUUACCUCCAAUCGAAUUCAAGAAAUAUUCUGGGGACUUGAUAGAUUGGCUUCCAUUUUGGUCGCAGUUCAAAGUAGUGCAUGAUGAUCCAUCGAUUGAUUUAAACGACAAAAUAGCUUAUUUGAGACAAGCCACUGUAGACGGUAGUAAGGCCAGACGUUUAGUGGAGAGUUUUCCUGCCGUAGCCGAUAAUUACUCAAAAAUUAUAAAGAGUUUGAAGUCUAGGUUUGGCAGAGAGGAUCUCCAGAUUGAAGUAUAUAUUAGGGAGCUCUUAAAGUUAAUUUUGAGUCGAGUUUCUAGUAGUUCUUGUAAUGUUUCUGCACUAUAUGAUAUGAUAGAGAGUCAACUUCGUUCACUUGAGACCUUAGGCAUAACUGCUGACAAAUAUGCGGCAAUAUUGUAUCCCCUUAUUGAGUCAUGUUUACCGGAGGAUAUGAUCAGACUAUGGCAUAGAUCUUCACAGUUUUUAAGGCCUUCUGGUUCCGUAUCCAUGCACAGUGUCGAAGAAUAUGCAGAAGUUUCAACUUUGGAGACAAGAUUAAGUGGGCUAAUGAGUUUUCUACAAAAUGAAGUUCAAAAUGAACAAAAAAUUAAUUUAGCAACGGAAGGUUUUGGUUUAUCGACUGAAAAUAAAUGUAAAUCCAAUAACCUGGUUGAAAAGAAGAAUAUAAAAUUACCAAAGCAAGGAACUGAUCAGCCAUCAGCGACCGCUGCUGGGUUGGUAAAUUAUGAGGUUGACAGGUGUAUUUUUUGCGAAGGACAGCAUGACAGUAUCAAUUGUUUUAAAGCACAAAAAUUGUCUAUGGAACAGAAACGACGAACAUUGUCAGAAAAGAAAGCCUGUUUUCGAUGUUUGAAGGUGCGACAUUCUUCGAAGAACUGUAGAGCACGUUUGAAUUGUAUUUUGUGUUGUAAAUCCCAUGUUGUUUUGAUGUGUCCUGAUUUACCUGUUAACAAAAUUGAUACAUCGACCUCAAGUAUCAGCCGCUCGGAAGAAAAUAUGACUGAGGAUCAGACGCUUGCGAAUUUGAAUAAUACACAGGUUUUUUUACAAACUCUGCGAGUAAACAUAAGAAGUGCACAUGGUACUAAACAAGUAAGGGCACUUAUUGACACUGGAUCGCAGAGAACAUAUAUUUUACAGCGUACCGCACAAGAAAUGGGUUUUUCUGCUAAAGGAACGGAAAAUAUCGUACAUACGUUAUUUGGAGGUAAAAGUACUUCUGAACAACGAAAUAAAUUAUACAAGGUAACUGCGAGUGAAGGAGCUUACUCUUGUUCAUUUGAUGCCUUAGAUCAACCAAAAAUUUGUGCAGAUGUCUCUCCUGUUUAUCACGGCCCUUGGGUUGAGGAACUUAGUGACAUGAAUAUUUCGCUCAGCGAUGUCGGACAUAUAGCACCAAUUGAGAUUUUGUUAGGAGCUGAUGUUGUAGGCAAAUUGUAUACAGGGAGGAAAUAUCAGUUACAGUGUGGUCUUGUAGCAGUUGAAACUUUGUUAGGUUGGACUCUUAUGGGCAAGGUGCCGGCAGUUGCUUCUAAUUUCAGCACAUCUAUGAUGUCGAUUGCGUUGUUUGUUGAUAGUUCUUCUGUGACGAAACUCUGGGAGCUUGAUAUUAUUGGGAUAACCAAUCCUGUAGAAAAAUUGACACGAGAGGUGGCGGCCAAGGAGACUAAGAAUUUUUUCUAUGAGACUAUCCGAUGUGACAACGAAGGUAGGUAUGGUUGA